Molecule: messenger RNA, 5855 nt
Organism: Drosophila subpulchrella
Lineage: Eukaryota; Metazoa; Arthropoda; Insecta; Diptera; Drosophilidae
Gene: mtd
Product: TLD domain-containing protein 2
Exons: 19
Coding region: 1513-4872 (1119 amino acids)
Biological process (GO): response to oxidative stress
Cellular component (GO): nucleus
Source: RefSeq, a predicted model, not a curated record
GACAGUUGAGCGUGCAAGUUUGGGCAACCAGAAACCCUUGCCGAUUAUAUCAAAAAGGCCAGCAAAUAUAAAUGAAAACAGAGAAUUAAAAAAGGACUAAAACCUGUGGUUCCCCUAACGCCUAAAAUGGCAGUCCUUGAAGCCUAAAAAACACAAAUCACAGAGAAACGGUUUUGUAUUUUUGGCCAAUUCGUAAAGUUUUUUCGGUCCCUCAGCUGUGUGUUACAUAAAUCUCGGUGGAUGUGUGCGUGUGCGUGAGAGAGUGCUCAUGAGUGUGUGUGCGACUAACAGCAACAGCAGCUAAAAAAAUAAAAAGCAGCUACAAAAAUUAUAGGAAAGUUACUCCCCGAUUUCGAUCUAUCGCCUCUGUGCUUGGUCGAUUGGGAUCAACCCAAGAGCUGUUUCGGUGUCAAUUACGAGAAAGUUACUACUUACUAAAAAAUCAGGCAUACGAAGCGGUGCCAGAAAAGAACCACUUAGAAAACAGCUAAACGACAGAGAACAACCAGUCAAAGCAAUGUUCGUUGCCCAUCAGAUAUCCAAUAUCUAAUCCACUUAUGAAAAAUAUAAAUAUAAUGAUAAUGCUAUUAAUACGACCAUAUAGCGCACUCAAAUAAUCCGAAUCCAACUCGAACACGCCACAAAGACCCAGUACUCGAAACAAAAACAAAUUGCAGCACUGAACAAAUACGAACAAGAAUACAAACACAGAAACACACUGAACAAAUACCAAAUAUCAAAUAGAACGAAUAUGCAUAUUGCUAAUUAAAUUAUGAAUAGCUAAAGCUAAUUAAGCAACAAUGCCCAUACAACAGACACAUAACUAGCCCAUAUCCAGUACUACCUACCUGUAAUCGUCCGCCUCUAGCCACAUAGAUAAACUGCUAAUAUUUGCGCAACAUUUAGCGGCAAAGACAGCAAAGCCACAACACUGAAUAAAACAUAUUAAACAAACACGAGAAGAGAGCAACCAGCAAAUACUGAAUACCAAAUACCAAUAUCAGAAACAAAUAUAGAUUGCCUUGCCCCCCAUAUAAAUGUCUACCUAAAUGUACUGUUUGAUCGUUCCAACCCGUAAUGAAAGUAAUGAACAUCCGCUCUUACUGUUUGUGUGCCUUCGAAUGUGCAGUAAAUGCAGCUUCUGCAUCGGCUGAACACGCUAUGCCCAAUAUCUGCUAUGCCACCUAUAGCUAACCCGACUGCAGCUACUCCGAGUCCAUAUCCAGUCAACCCAACUAGCCAGACAUAUGUAAAUACAGACUCUACCUACCCGAACAAUCAAAGAUCAGUUUCCAGUUCCUGAUUCCCCAAGCCAUUGGACCACCCGACACCGAUAACACUCACACAAUCCGUGUCCAGACUCCUGAAAUCCCGCAGAAAGGCGACGACACACGAUCGGAAAUAGAUCCUUCGGCAGGGGCGCCGAGUUCUGGAUCCGGAUCGGGUCCGGGGUCGCCACACCACCAGCAGUCGAACCACCAGCACUAUCACCACCCCCACCAGCCGCCGAUCAUGGAGCACGCCGGCGCGCCGAUCUCCACGUCCGCCUCGAACAUAGCCACCGUGAUGGAGGACGGCGAGAACGCCCACCUGCCGCCCCUCACCGGGUCGGGACCCAGUCGCCAGAGAUCCCUGCGGGAUCGACUCAAGGACGGCAUCACCGGCAGCUUCUCCUGGCAGAGCAAAUCGCGCAGCGUGGAUCACGGCCUUGCGGCUCCGUUUGACUUGGACUCGCUCCGCUCGAAAGUGGAGCAGCGCUUCGAGAGCGUCGACAAACUAUCAAGGCAAAAGUCUUCAUUGCCCACCAUACCCACCAUUUCCUACACCGUGGGCAAUCGCGACACCCUGACCUCAGUGGCCGCCCGAUUCGACACUACUCCCUCGGAGCUGACCCACCUGAACCGGCUGAACAGCUCCUUCAUUUACCCCGGCCAGCAGCUGCUGGUGCCCGACAAGAAGGCCAAGGACAAGGACGACGCCUCCAGCAGCUCCACCCACGACCUGGACGGAGGCAGCCUGUCCGGGAAAUCGAGUCCGGUGGAGCGCAAGUUGUCCGGCGACGAGAGCCGCGAGAAAGACAUACUCGAGGGCCUGCGCCCCGGAUCCCCCAAGCCCGGUCACAUCGAACGCGUGGGCGGAAGCAGCCAGCAGCAGGCGGAGGAGGAGGCCAACAAGAGCGACGAUCCGGUGAUCACCCAGCGCUUCCUCAAGAUCAAUGUGCGCCACAUCACGGACGGACAGGGCGUGGUGGGCGGCGUCCUCCUGGUCACGCCCAACGCCGUCAUGUUUGAUCCCAAUGUCAGCGAUCCCCUGGUCAUUGAGCACGGCCCGGAGAGCUAUGGCGUCAUCGCGCCCAUGGAGCUGGUGGUGAACGCCGCCAUCUUCCACGACAUUGCGCACAUGCGGGUGGCCGGAGGAGCAGGGCAAGGCCUUAACUCCGGGUCGGGCGACGCCGAGAAGCCGGAGAUAUAUUAUCCCAAACCAGUAUUAGUCGAGGAGGACUCCAAGGAGUUGUCCGAGCAGCAGCCGCUGCUGGGCGAGGACGGCAAAGAGCGUUUGGAUGCUGAAAUCGGAUCGUUGGAGAUUGCCGACGACCAGGAGUCGCUUUGCUCCAGCACUGGACGCGAUGGCGACGCCUUUCCCAAAGCCUUCGACCGCGAACGUGUGGAGGACUCAUCUACGGAAGCCAAAGAUAGCGCUAAGACUGACGCUCAAGACGAUGAAGACAAGAAGACCGGCCUGGGCCUCUCCAGCACUCGUUCCACCCUCGAGGAGCGGCGCAAGAGUUUGUUGGAUCACCACUGGGCCAUUCCGAGCAAAGACCGCUAUUGUUUGUCUAAUUCCCGAAGAUCCUCGGAAGACGAGGCCGACAACGAGUCCAACAUAACCGUGGACAGCGGUGCCCGGGUCCAGGAUCCCCAUUCGGCCAACAGCUCGGUGAGCGGCGUACCGCUCAGUCAGCCUCUCGGGGCCGCUGCCGCCGGUCCAGCCUCCGCCGUGGCCCCCCUGCCACCCUCUGGCAUCGACCUGGAGCACCUGGAGCAGCUGUCCAAGCAGUCGUGCUACGACUCGGGCAUCGACAUCCGCGAGUCCGUUCCCAACGUACAGCCCAUACCAAAGAAAGCCGUCUACAGCGACGCGGACAUUGUCCUCAGCUCCGACUGGGUACCACCGAAAACCAUUGUGCCGACGCACUUCAGCGAGUCUCCGCCUCGUAGCACCAUCCUGGGCCAGAGCCUGGAUGCCGGCACAGGAGCACGCAAGAAGACCUCCAGCGUCAGCUUCAGCGUGGAUGACGAGGCCGCUCAGCAGGCUCAGGCCCAGGCGGCAGCUGUGGCGGCCACCGACAAACAGGCGGAGAAGAAAAACAAGAUGCUGAAACGCCUCUCGUAUCCCCUGACCUGGGUGGAGGGUUUGACCGGCGAGGGCGGAGCGGUGCAACCCGGAGGCGUGGGCAGCGGUAGCCUGAACAAGUCAGGAGACGCAGAUUCGGCACCCAACACGGGUGACUCCAAUCAGAGUGUAUUUUCGAAAGUAUUCUCAAGCUCGCCCAUCACUCUGGUGUCAGAGCUGGGCGGGAAUCUUUUUUCGAAAACACCGUCCGAGGACUCUGGUGGCUCACCUGUGCCGCCAUUGACUCCGCACUCGACUCAUUCCGAGGGUCACAUGACCUAUGGACGUUCCUCAAUCGGUACCUUUAUACGUCCUCACUCGUCGGAGGGCACUUCGUCCAGCACCAAGCUGAAGGAGGCCAAGCAGGCGCCCAAGCUGGACUAUCGCUCCAUGGUAUCUAUGGACGACAAGCCGGAACUCUUUAUCAGUGUGGACAAACUCAUCCCACGACCGGCCCGAGCCUGCCUUGACCCACCAUUGUAUCUGCGGCUGCGCAUGGGCAAGCCCAUCGGCAAGGCCAUUCCGCUGCCAACCUCUGUCAUGUCCUACGGCAAGAACAAGUUGCGCGCUGAGUACUGGUUCAGUGUGCCAAAGAAUCGCGUUGAUGAGCUCUAUCGCUUCAUAAACACCUGGGUGAAACACCUGUACGGUGAGCUGGACGAAGAGCAGAUCAAGGCGCGUGGCUUCGAGUUGAUCCAGGAGGACACUGAGUGGACCAAGAGCGGCACCACCAAAGCCGGCAUUGGCGGCGGCAGCCAGGACGGCGAGGAGAUUAGCGACUUGACACGCGAGUCCUGGGAGCUUAUAAAGGCGCCGUUCGCCAAAACCUACAAGAUCAUUAAAACGGCAUCGCAUGCCGCAUCGCAUGACUUGGAAAUGUUGGGCGGCGAGGUGCUGUCAAUGAGCACAGAUGAAUAUCGCAAGACCUCGCUCUUUGCCACCGGUUCCUUCGACCUGGACUUCCCCAUCCCAGACCUGAUUGGCAAGACAGAAAUCCUCACAGAGGAGCAUCGCGAGAAGCUCUGCUCACAUCUGCCGGCUAGAGCCGAGGGCUACUCCUGGUCCCUGAUCUUCAGCACAUCACAACAUGGUUUCGCACUCAACUCCCUGUACCGCAAAAUGGCGCGUCUGGAGAGUCCAGUUCUGAUUGUCAUCGAGGAUACUGAGCACAAUGUAUUUGGUGCCCUGACAUCCUGCUCGCUGCACGUGUCGGAUCACUUCUACGGCACCGGCGAGUCCCUGCUCUACAAGUUUAACCCCAGCUUCAAGGUGUUCCACUGGACUGGCGAGAAUAUGUACUUCAUCAAGGGCAACAUGGAGAGCCUUUCGAUUGGCGCUGGAGACGGUCGCUUUGGCCUGUGGCUGGAUGGCGAUCUGAACCAGGGACGAUCGCAGCAGUGCAGCACGUACGGCAACGAGCCUCUGGCGCCACAAGAAGACUUUGUUAUCAAAACACUCGAAUGCUGGGCAUUUGUUUAAGUGAAUUUCUGUUGUCAACAACAAACACAUUUAAGGAUGGGAGCGAGUGCCUCCUGCCUACCUAUCUAUUUAAUUAACUAUAUGUACUUGUACUAAAACCAACAACCUGAGAAAGAUGUCAAAAGCUGAUGCGCGCCUGAGGAUCCUCCGGAACGGUCCACACAGCCCCACACCCGAAAACACUUGCAUACACCGACACCACAAGAAGGGCGGAUACAAAACACUGACCUGAUCUGAGGGGAAAUGCUUGUGAAAAUUUCUGUUCUCGGAAGCAACAUGCGAGUUAGCUAUGCGUUGGAACGUAUUAAUUAUUUAGUUUUUAUAUUACAUACUAUUAAACAAAAGCAACUAAAUUAUGUGUUAGACUUAAACAAAAACAGAACAUGAGAAAACCCGAAAAGGCGGACAAACGACACGGAAAUUAAAGCAAAAACAAUUGAAGAUAACAUUAGAGGUCAUCACACAUCUCCAUGAAUUAUAUAGCACAUGCAUACACCCACAUACGCCUACAUAAAUACACAUUAAACCUAAGUUCUUAUUAUCGAAAACUAUAAUCACCAAAUUGUGAAAAGUAACAUAUAGCUAAUUGCAAAUUUUGAUCAUUUAUCGUGCCUAUUUCUCUUGAUUGAUUUCAGUUUGAAUUUAAUUUCGAUUGUUUGAGUUACCUUAUUCAGAGCACUGUGAAAAAAGCGAGCUGAGAAGUUGGGAAAAUAAAAAGAAUGUCGAUAUAAUUUUUAGUGCAAAAGUGCUGAUUGCAAGUAAAACUAAAAGCGAAGAUAACUCUUAACGAUUUGACUUUUAUAUACAUGUAAAGAAGGAGCCGAGAAGAGCUGAAAGCGAGCGUUUUAUUUUUUAGUUUUACACGAUAUACAUAUAUUUAAUUACGAUUAUUUUAAUGCUAAUGAUGUUGAUUUUUAUGCAAUUAUACUAAAACAAAAACAGAAACAACACCAGAAUGAAAUACACAAUAUUAUACAACCAAA